GGUUGUUCCCUUCACUCUAUUGUCUGGGAAGGAAGAAGUGCAGCUGCUUUCUCUUCUGGUGCACUAUUGAAAGAAAAGCUUCAAGUUCAACGGGAAAAUUUCACAGCCUCUUGGAGGGUCUUUGGUCUCCUUUUGCUGAUCUUGAUAAGCAAGUCCAAGUCCAGCUGAACAUCUACAAAUUGGUCCAAUGCCAGUGUAUCCUGGAAGGCCUCUGUAAUAUCUGGUAUGCCAAGAACACAAGUCUCCACAGAUACCCUGCCAGUUCAGAUCAUGGCUCCUUGGCCUGAGUUGGAAAACUCUCAACCCAAUAACUAUACUGAAGACUCCUCCAAGCAAGACAAGGCCAUGUCUGAAAAAGAUGGAGAAAAUCACAAAGACAAUGUUCAAAGUAAAGGUGGACUUCAGCCUGCACAUUCCAACAUUUCCUUGAUAGAUGAGCCAGAGCAAGAAGACCCUUGGAGUAUGCCAGUGCUUCAGGACACUGGGGUCAAGUGGGCAGACCUGGAUAACAAAGGAAAAAUCAUCUGUGUACUCACAGGGAUAGCGAAGUUUAUUGUCUUGCUUGGACUACUCUACUUCUUUGUGUGCUCCUUGGAUAUACUGAGCUCUGCCUUCCAGUUGGUAGGAGGUAAAGCAGCAGGGGACAUUUUUCGAGAUGGUUCUGUGCUGUCAAAUCCUGUUGCUGGUCUGGUGAUUGGAGUUCUGGUGACAGUCAUGGUGCAGAGCUCUAGCACUUCCUCAUCCAUUAUAGUCAGCAUGGUGUCUUCUACAUUGUUGAGUGUAAAAUCUGCUAUUCCUAUCAUAAUGGGGGCAAAUAUUGGUACCUCCGUCACAAACACAAUUGUGGCGCUCAUGCAAGCUGGAGACAGGAAUGAAUUUAGAAGGGCCUUUGCUGGAGCUACAGUCCAUGAUUUCUUUAACUGGCUCUCAGUGUUUGUGUUGUUGCCCCUUGAAGUAGUGUCUGGUUAUCUUUAUCGUCUUACUAAUGUUAUAGUUGAAUCCUUUAAUCUCGAGAGUGGCGAAGAUGCCCCUGAGCUGCUAAAAGUCAUCACAGAUCCUUUUACAAAGCUUAUCAUCCAGCUUGAUAAAUCCGUAAUAAAUGCAAUUGCUACAAAUGAGGAAGGAGCAAAAAACAAAUCCCUGGUAAAGACUUGGUGCAAAACUAAAACAAAUGUGACUAUGCAGAAUGUCACCAUUCCGGCCUCAGAAAACUGUACAUCCCCUGACCUUUGCUGGACUGACAGAAACUUGACAUGGACCAUUAAAAAUGUGUCUGACACAGAAAAUAUUGAAAAAUGCCAGCAUCUCUUUGCAGGAACAAAUCUUGCUGAUCUUGCUGUCGGUCUCAUCCUGCUUGCAGGGUCUUUGAUAAUUUUGUGCAUCUGUUUGGUGCUGAUAGUUAAGUUACUGAAUUCUGUGCUAAAAGGACAAGUGGCCUCAGUUAUCAAGAAGACGCUCAAUACCGAUUUCCCAUAUCCUUUUUCUUGGGUAACCGGAUACCUGGCAAUGCUUGUUGGAGCUGGUAUGACGUUCAUUGUUCAAAGCAGUUCUGUUUUCACAUCUGCUAUUACGCCACUUGUUGGUAUUGGUGUUGUAAGCAUCGAGCGAGCUUACCCCCUUACGUUGGGGUCUAACAUUGGUACGACCACGACGGCUAUACUUGCUGCUUUAGCAAGUCCAGGCAGUACAUUAAGAUAUUCAUUACAGAUUGCUUUGUGUCACUUUUUUUUCAAUAUUUCCGGGAUUAUUCUGUGGUACCCAAUACCUUUCACCCGGGUACCAAUCCGCCUCGCAAAGAGCUUGGGGAACAUAACAGCCAAGUACAGAUGGUUUGCUGUUUUUUAUCUCAUCCUCUGCUUCUUCCUGAUCCCAUUGGCUGUGUUUGGUUUGUCGGUAGCUGGCUGGCAGGUCCUUCUGGGUGUUUGUGGUCCCAUCCUACUCGCUUUGAUUGUGGUGAUUGUGAUUAAUGUUCUGCAGUCCAAACGGCCAAAUAUACUGCCUACAAAGCUCCAAAACUGGGAUUUCCUUCCCAGGUGGUUACACUCCUUGAAGCCAUGGGAUAAUGUGAUAAUUUCUGCACUCUCCUUCUGUGGGAGAUACUGCUUCUGCAACAAGUGCUGCAAAUGCUGCAAAGACAAGACGGAAGAUGAGCUGGCCAGAGACAAGCAGGGAAAGGCUAUGGCAGUUUACGAUAACACAGUUGAAUUGGCUGAUGAAGAAAAUUGUGUUACAAAGACAGAACCAGCAGCUGGUGAUGAGAAAACCUACUCAGACAACACAGCAUUCUAGGAGGGGAUCAAUCUGUAAUAGAAAAGAUACAGUAUAAGACAAUCAAUCUCUUGAAAAUCAGUAUACUGGGCAGUAUACUGAGGAAUGAAUGAAAACUCUGUUAGGUUCUUGUAUCCAGUGGUAUACUACUCAUCAAGGAAUGCAGUAGAACAAAUUCUACAGGGUUCUCAGAAAGUCUAAGAUCAGGUAAAAAGCUAAGGCUGGAUUUUUAUCUGGAGGAUCUACUACUAUAUGAUACAUUAAUUCAAGGUCAGCAGUACCAAACAAAUAAACAUUGCUAUGCAGUCCCAUUAGCAGAAUGGCUCCAAUGAGUUGAGAGAUAUGAACUUAAAAAAACCACUCUGGAAUGUGCAGAACAUUUUCUCCAAAUUACAGGGAUAUUUACCACACUCACCCGAUGAUCCCACAAAGUUUCUGGAAGAGGCAAAAAAUCAGAAGAAUGAAAAUGUUUUCAUAUAUUCAUUUCCUGUAACGUUAGAGAGCUGAGAUGCUGUAUUUUGUGACUUCUAGCUAAAGGCUAACAUGUAACAAUUUUAAAUUGCUGGUGCACUUGCCUUUUGAAAGUAUAAAUUGAUUAAGGAUUGGGUGCCUACUGAAGGGCUUGCUGGAACCUCUUUACUAAACCAUAAAACAGCCUUUUAAAAUAGUGGUAAAGAUUGGAUUUAGAGCAAUAAAAGUCCAAGGAAAUUUGGACUUCAGCAUUAUGCCUACUGUGGGGUUUAUGCUAAGAUCACACGUUCUUAAAGAAAUCUUUUAACAUCUACUGUAGAGAAAAUGUGUGUUAACUGUAACCAUUUACAGCAUGGCCUGAGUCAACUUAGUUGGAAUCAACAUAGUGCCUGAUGUGAAUUUGUACUGUCGGUAUUAUGCAUGUGCAUAUUAGGAAUCCAAAUCUCUAAUAAAAAUCCAUAGGUAAAGUAAUCAUACAGCACAUGCUGGGAAGUCCCUUGUCCUCACUCUCUGUGGGUAUUAAUGUUUUAGUAAAUGCCCGUGAAGACUAGUCCACAUCAUGGACUGACAAACUGCAACAUUUCAGAAUGAGCCAUUCUGAGUACUG
This is a messenger RNA of Chelonia mydas (Green sea turtle), 3346 nucleotides long. RefSeq names its product solute carrier family 34 member 2 (gene SLC34A2). NCBI's taxonomy places the organism in Eukaryota, Metazoa, Chordata, Testudines, Cheloniidae. The transcript is spliced from 14 exons. Gene Ontology annotation, biological process: sodium-dependent phosphate transport; intracellular phosphate ion homeostasis. The record is from RefSeq and is a predicted model, not a curated record. Gene Ontology annotation, cellular component: brush border; apical plasma membrane; vesicle. Gene Ontology annotation, molecular function: sodium:phosphate symporter activity. Bases 226 to 2289 code for a protein of 687 amino acids.